AUGUUACAACCAGUAAUGCAUAUUUUGAAACAGAAAAAGAUUAUUUUAGCUAGUGGUUCACCGAGAAGGAAAGAAUUAAUCGAAAAUAUUGGAUUAAGUGUGGGGUUAUGUCCAUCUCUCUUUGAAGAAAACCUUGACCCUAAAUCUUUCAAAGGAUUUUCAGAAUUUGUGGAAGAAACAGCUUUACAAAAAGUUUUAGAAGUUGAGAAUAGAUUAAAGAGUGAAGGACAAAUACCUGAUGUAGUAAUUGGGGCUGAUACCAUGGUUACAUUAGAUGGGUCUAUGUAUGGUAAGCCCACAUCUGAACAGGAAGCAUUUGAUAUGCUUAAAAGUCUUGCUGGUAGAAGUCACACAGUGUACACAGGUGUGGUGGUAAAAACUGUAGACAAUGUUGUCAAGUUUACAGAACAAACUAAUGUUACAUUUGGCAACAUAGAUGAUGAACAAAUAAAAGGAUAUAUUGCUACAGGAGAGCCUAUGGAUAAAGCUGGUGGUUACGGUAUUCAAGGUGUGGGAGGAACAUUCAUAGAAAAAGUUGAUGGAGACUACUUUACUGUAGUUGGCUUACCAUUGUAUAGAUUAUGCUCAGUCCUUUAUGAUAUCUUUAAGGAAAAUAAG
Brenthis ino (lesser marbled fritillary) is the source of this 618-nucleotide messenger RNA. NCBI's taxonomy places the organism in Eukaryota, Metazoa, Arthropoda, Insecta, Lepidoptera, Nymphalidae. The record is from the annotation of a GenBank genome assembly.